GACAACUCUCUGAAGACGCACUUUCUUUGUCCGUCCACUAGAGGGAGCUAGUUCUCCGUGCAAAACGUGCAGCUCGGUGCGCGCAUGUUGAUGACAUCAUCACCCACGAGCCACAACAAAAAAAAACAAAAACAGAAUUCAUUAGAAGCCGGCCUAGUUAGUCUGAACUUUUCUUAACACCUUAUUCCUUAUUGUUAAUUUAAGAGUUAUUACCACAUUAACAAGGUAUAUAUUCUAUUUUUACAUUUUUAUUUAGUGCUGUAUUUGGUUUUAGGAUUUCAAAUUUAUUAUCUUUUUGUUAGCAGGUUAGCUUUUUACGAAGUAAAAGACGAAGCCUCUUCUAUUCUGAAGGGCAGAAAUAUUCAUGGCAAAGCCAGAUCACAAGACUUCCUGGUGGAGAUCCUGACUUCCACCAGUGUCCACGAGCAUUUCGUCAUUCCUCAGUAUGUCACCACAGAAAAGACUUCUUGUCCCAGCGAGCAGUCGGUGGAAAUCAGCUGAAGACUAUUUUCCCUUCAACUCCCUGCCGGUGGAGUGUCAGCUGCGAGUCUUGUCCUUCCUGAACGAGGUGGAUAAAUGCAGCUGCGCUCUGGUUUGUCUGAGCUGGAGCUGCCUCGUUCGAUCGUGGAAGCUGUGGCGGGUCGCCGACUAUUCACGCCGAGGCGUCUUCCAUCUGAGUCAGGAGGGGCUGCUUGUCUCGAACCGUGAGUUCGAGAGGUGGAAGUCCUGGGUUCAUCACUACACACACCAUCUGAUCUCGCGCCGAGCCAGCCUGCUCACGCUGAAGGCCAGCUUCGACCUCGGGGAUCGCUGCAACAAGUGGAGCGAGUUGUUGAGCCACCUGCUGGAUAAUGUCCACUGCAGAGACCUGAGUCAUCUGGAUCUCAACUGGAACUUUACUCUCUUUGAGCCGCUGGACCUCAGGGUCCACUCCAGCUCCAGCUCUCACCAGGACAGCAUAACCAAAAUGGAUAAGGUGGCCAGCUUCCAGGAGCUACUGAGCAAGCUCACCCACAGCUGCCCGCGGAUCUCCAGGAUGCGCCUCCACUUUGACUGGUCAGAUCUGUCCGUGUCMCUGCUCACUCAGUUCCAGCAGCUGCGAAGCCUCGAGUUAAAAUACUUUUGGGUCUUCAAGCUCGUGACUCCCUCCACACUGCUGACGCUAACCAAAUCCCUCCCUAACCUGAAGUCCCUGACUUUACACAUCCUGGUUCCACACAGGAACCUGGGGAUCUCCUACACGCUGGAGUCUCAGAGUCUGGAGUUCCUAGACGUCUCGCCCAGCCAAGGCCUGGUCUUCUCCCGCCUGAAGCUGCCCGCUCUGCGGGAGCUUCGGGCAAAGAAGAUAGUUCGCGGCAUUACGCUGGACCGGAGGACCAGGCUCCGCAUCCAGAGCCGGUGGCCGUGCUUGUACCACGUCCUCUGGGAGGGGACACCGAAGCUUCAGGCCCUAAACAACGAGAGGCUCCUUCCUACGUGGAGAGAGAGCUGCUCCGAGGAGCUGACCGCCAUCUUGGGACAGUCCUGUUACUGUGUUCAGCAUCUAGACAGCUGGCUUUGGUAGUCAGCUGACAAUAAGUGACCAUCUGCUCACUGCUGGGUAAAUUCCAGGAGAGAAAAAAAAGCAAGUUUUUGCUUUUUAACGCUUUGAUUUUAAUGAACGUGUUCCCCAGAAGGACACAAAGAAGUAGCUCAUUGAUACAGAGAAACAGACAUUUGMCUGCAGGCACAGUCUGGUUCCUUAUCAGGAAUCUGCUGUUACAGUGAGAACUACAAUCUGCAAAAGACAGAAAGUUUGUCUUUUCUUUUUUUUGACUGCAAAAAUUGCUUCGUAAUAAUUCCAAUGACCUAAUAUACUCGUUACCCAGUGUAAAGAGUAAAUUUUAAGUCUUUAAAAUCGUUUCAAGAGGGGCAGCAUUUGUCCGAAACAGUUGAGAAUAAAGGCAAACUAUUUUCAGAAUAACGUUGGCAAAUAUAGGAGAAAUGAUUGUCUCCACUUUUCACUCAGCACUUAUUAUUAAAAAAAACAUUUAAUUAAUAAAAAGCACUGUUUCAAAAUUGGCUUGGUGCAGUUUUGCUGAAGCUUAAAUUUAUUUUCAGAAAGCAAAUUAGUGAGGUGUGAAAGCAGGUGUUCAACGGCACUCAGUGCAAAACAUGGAAUGAAAUAUAAAAACAAUCCUGAACUAUAUUUGAAAGAGCUUACCCCUGAUUUCCAGAAAUAUUUUAGAAAUGUUUUGGAAUGCAGGUCCACCCUUAAUGUAAACAGAACAUUCUGAUGCAUUCGGUGUAAACCAUGGCCUACAUUAGACUGGCGGUGAUCUGUGUAGGUAAACAAACAUGAUUGAAAUAGAAUGAAACUCCUGCUAAACCCAGAAAAAGAAAAGCAACAGUUCAGACAUCUGUCAAAAAUAAAUAUCAGGGAUCAAGCAGGACAUCGGAGCAACAUAAAGACUGCUCUGCAUUCAAACAUGCAGCUUUGGUGAAACUGCUCCAUCAGUCAGUUUGACCUGUUUUUAGUCAUUUCAGCUGUUUUUGUAGGUAAACAAGCACAGCUGGUGGUCGGCAUAAAAUAAAAAUACAACUUUCCAGUCAAAACAUAAAUAAAUUAUUACUACAACUUUAACCAUAAAGCAUAAAAACAAACAUUGUUUUGUUCUAGAUUUAUUGAACUUAAACCUAAACUGCCUUUUUCAUGGCAUCUAUAUUUUUUGCAAUGCAACCAUUCUGUUUCUAAAAUAUUUUGCCUUUCUUCUCUGUGUCAGAUUAUCUUGAAAAAUGCAUCUCUUUGGAAAAUGACCUGUACUGUAAUGUAAACUGAGCUAAUGCGCUUUGAUUAACUCGUUGAAUUCACUUGUAUUUAUUGUUGGAGACAAACAGCGGCUGUUUCUAUCUGAUGCCGAAACUGUAGAGAAAUGAAGAAAUUUGCACAGAAGUUAUGAGGAUCAGGUUAAUUCUAGUAAAUAUUCAAAACUGAACAUUCCGGUGGAAAAUAUUCUAAAGAAGAAAAAUGUUGUGAAGAGUCUGUAUCGGAAUAAUGAAGCUCUUUGUUUGAAAAUUAGCUGAAAACUGAAGCUGUAGUCGUGUUUUUGCGUCCAGACGCUCGGCGUUAAGCUGCUUUAAGUCCAAUCACAGCCGGCCAGGAAUGUGAAAAACCAGCUGGAUCGUAUUGUUUGAUUCUACGGUGCUCGUUUUAGUUAGUCUGGUUUUAUGCUGCGUGAAGUGUCUCUUUAGGCAAACGGAGGUUAUGAAAUAUUUGACAUGUUGAUGUGAAGCAAUCCUGCAGCUUUAAAUGAACUUUUUUUGCACAUUCCCAUUGCUGUCGUGGAAGGUUGCUGCUCAGAUCCUGACCGGCUGAACUCCAGCUGAUGCUUUGAGAAAUGGUUGCAGAUGUCCUCCUGACCAGCAGAGGUCUCUGUUUGCAAAGAUUUGGUUUCUCUCAGGCACAGAUUGACURACGGAUGCUUUUGAGUAUUUAAACGCGUGAGAUUUUUUUGACAUUUAGAUUUUUUUACUCUGCUGUCAUUAGGUUUCCAUGUUUGCUGUGCACGCAGUUGUCACCUUCAGGUUUAUGGGAUGACUUAACUGACAACCAAUUUCCUGUUUGUGAGGGUUUAAUGUCCUCAACACGAGCAGGAAGCACUGACACACGUUGUACCUUCUGGUCCACUUGUUUCUCAUAAUAAAAAAAACAUCAUUGACA
Austrofundulus limnaeus is the source of this 3700-nucleotide messenger RNA. RefSeq lists its product as uncharacterized. Gene Ontology annotation, molecular function: protein binding. The record is from RefSeq and is a predicted model, not a curated record. The transcript has 3 exons. Gene Ontology annotation, biological process: SCF-dependent proteasomal ubiquitin-dependent protein catabolic process; protein polyubiquitination. Lineage: Eukaryota; Metazoa; Chordata; Actinopteri; Cyprinodontiformes; Rivulidae. Bases 446 to 1564 code for a protein of 372 amino acids. Gene Ontology annotation, cellular component: SCF ubiquitin ligase complex.